CUCCAUUCCCAUCCAUCAUCAUCAGCAGCUCGCCAAAAGUGUGUGGUGGCGGGCCACUGUAGCGCACAAGAACCAUACGGGUGUGGGUGUGGUCGAAUCUAUUUGCCAAUUUUUUCGCAUUUUCUUUCUCUCAUUUUUGCAUGGCCAACUCGGCAUGGGAAUUUGAGACAUGGUUUUACAAAUUGCAAGUCUCCUUUCGACACUCACUUGACUUGCUCGCAGUGUUUUCGCACCAAGGAUGAAUUUUGCUCGGUGGUGAUUGGUGACGGGGAUAUUUCUUCUUUGCUACCUUAUUCACACUGAAAGAAAACAUCCUCCACUUGGUAUUAUUAUUAUCACCACUGACUUGACUCCUACUUACGACUGCAGUAUUCCUCAAAGUAGUGGUUUUGCUGCACGCAAUAGGAUUUCCAUUGAACGUGUCUCACCGAGUCCAGUAGUCCAUCCGCUGCUGUAAAAAAAACACAAUUUGCGAGUCAGACACAACGACCCCAAUUACCAUCGGACCCCCUCCCCCGCAGUUUUUUUGUUUGACAAGUCCAAUUUACACAUCCAAAAAUUAGGGCAAAUCAGCAAAGGAAAAGUGGAGAGGAAGAAGGAAGAAACAACUCUUCGUCCCCUUCAUCCCCCACCCACAGCUGACUGGUCAGACUAGUCCCACCACACCCGACCUGGCCUUCGCCAACGGAAGGGCGAGCACUUCUCGCAAACGGGAAAAAGGAAGUCGUCGCCAUCGUCUUGGCGAUCUCACGGAGGAUAAGCCCGCAGUAUUCUCCCCCUUGCCGAACCAUUCACCCCAACCUUCCAUCAGUAGCGGGCAUCGGCACGGCGGCCGAGGCGGCGAGAUGAGUGGCGGCGGAGGAGAUGGGCCUAGCAGCAGCAAGGAGCCGGAGAUGAAGGGAUGGUUGCACAAAUGGACCAACUAUUUGAAGGGGUAUCAGAAGAGAUGGUUUGUCCUUUCCAGUGGGACAUUGUCCUAUUACAGGAGUCAGCAAGAGAUGAGCCAUACAUGCCGAGGCUCUAUAAGUCUUCACGGUGCUCUUAUCUAUACGGAAGACACGUGUAAUCUGGUUGUUUCCAACGGUGGGACGCAGACGUUUCACCUUCGUGCCACCUCUGAAGUAGAGCGACAAAGAUGGGUCACUGCAUUGGAACUGGCGAAGGCAAAGGCAAUCCGCACCAUGGAGUCAGAAGAGGACGAUGAAAUGGAAGAAGCUGCAGCACCACCGGACAGUCUUCAAGUUCAAAACGUAUUUCGAAUGCUCUCUGCCAAGUUGGAGGAUAUGCAGACCUGUUGCGAUCUUAUCAACAAGCAUGGAAGUACUUUGCAAAAAGCAUUGAGCGAGCUUGAAUCCACUGACAGUCCACAUGAAAUUGUCUCCAAAGUGAAACAAGUCAAUGAGAGGGCCACCUUGUUUCGUAUCACAUCCACAGCCAUGAUCAAUGCUUGCAGCGAAUAUGCCAAGGCUGCUCAGACACAGGGGAAAAAGUGGCAGAAGGCAAUUCAGUUUGAAAAAGAACAGAGACAAAGAUUGGAAAAAGUCGUUGAAGAGCUUGCAAAACAGCACACGAAACUUGAGGAAGCUGCUGCUGUGGCGGCUGGUCAUAGCCAGUCGCAAAACGUCCAGUCGGACGAGGAUGAUGAGUCAAUGUUUUAUGACGCUGUAGAGACAUCCGACAUGGCAAAUGAGUUUACUGUUGACGUGCCUAUUUCCGCGCAUCGUCGGACUUCUAGCGGUAUUAGUACAGAUUCACAGAAAUCUGAAGGUGGAAAUUCCAGCAGUGAUAAUGACGAGAACAAUAGUACCCAAGGUGCUAGUCAGACUGUGAGAUGCAUUAGAACAAAGUCCAAGGCCAACAAUUUGGCUAGUGAGCAGUCGUCCAUUAAGGAUGACAAGUCCACUAAAACAGUUUCCAAAAGAAUCCGUCGCAAGAGGGUUCCCGAUAAGCCGGACUAUCCUCUCAACCUCUGGAGCAUUGUCAAGAACUGCAUUGGGAAAGACCUAACCAAGAUUCCAAUGCCUGUCAACUUCUCGGAACCAUUGUCCAUGCUGCAAAGGCUGGCUGAAGAUUUUGAGUACAGUGAAAUUUUAGAUCAAGCAGCAAAAUGUUCCGAUGCUUGUGAGCAGUUAGCAUAUGUUGCAGCCUUUACUGUAUCGUCUUACGCAACUACAGCCGUUCGUACUGGAAAACCAUUUAAUCCUCUGCUUGGAGAAACGUACGAGUGUGAUCGAACUGAUGACUUGGGAUGGCGAUGCAUCAGUGAGCAGGUUUCCCAUCACCCACCCAUGGCGGCUCAGCAUGUCGAUGGUCGCGGAUGGAAGUCAUGGCAAGAAGUCUGUUUAUCUUCCAAAUUUCGAGGGAAAUAUCUGCAAAUUAUUCCACUGGGCAUAGCUCAUUUGGUUUUUAACGAGUCUGGGAACCACUACACUUGGAGAAAAGUCACUACAACUGUCCACAAUAUCAUUGUUGGAAAAUUAUGGGUCGACAAUCAUGGGGAAAUGGAAAUAAUUAAUCACACCACGGGUGAUAAGUGUCACCUAAAGUACAUGGCAUACUCGUACUUUAACCGUGACAUUCAGCGAAAGGUAACCGGAUGCGUUAUGGACAAGCAAGAACGUAUUCGAUGGGUGCUAAAUGGUACUUGGGACGCGAAAAUUGAGGCCUGCAAAGUGCUCAAACACAAAGACUCUGACAAGAGCGGAAAACCGGUUUUGGAACUUGGAACACCGGAGACCAUGUGGAUUAGGAGAAUGCCACCCACUGACUGUGAGAAAUACUACAAUUUUACCGAAUUCGCUGCUCAACUUAACGAACAGGAGAGUGGAGUUGCGCCAACAGACUGUCGACAACGGCCAGAUCAACGGCUUAUGGAAGAGGGCAGAUGGGACGAAGCAAACACUGAGAAAGUCCGUUUAGAAGAGAAACAACGUGCUGUUCGCCGACAGCGAGAGUCUGAAGCCGAAAAGGCAGCCGGGGAAGGCAAACCAUUUACUCCUCACGAUCCUAUCUGGUUUUACAAAGAGAAGGAUCCGGACACUGGGAAUGUGACUCAUCUCGUUCGACAGGACUAUUGGACUUGCAAGAGUUCUGGAGAUUGGUCUCGCUGUCCUGAUAUUUAUUGAAGUUCUUCAAUCAAUUUUAUACAGUGUCACUUCAGCCGAGCCUUUUUAAGAUACAGAUAAAUUACUAACAUAAAAAAUUAGGUGAUAUCCAUGAGUAUUUUAACGAAAAUAUUUGGAAAAAGUAAUCAAACUCCUUGUUUGUCGUCGUCGUUCUUUCGUCGUUAUUUAUUAGAACAACUCUUAGAUUAACGCGAAAAAAAAUCUUCCUAAAUUUUUUCCUUGAAAUAAUCUCAGUUAAUACAGAAGUCUUGGCUCCCCUGUGGAUUAAUAUUGAUAGAAUUCAGGGUAGUAAUUAGUCAAAAUAUAUGAAAAAAAUCCGGUGGUCGCUCUUUUAUCAAAUUACCUAUGUGUAAAACGCGAACAAUUCUAAAGUACUAAUUCUAAGAUACAUAUACUAUAUCACAGCAACUACUAGAGAUUGUGUACCUUCCUGUUAUUACUCUCGGUACAACUAUGUAAUCUUCUAUAAAUAUAUUACUAAAAUAGCCGGCGCAAUACAUGGUAAAUUAUUACAAUGGCGAUGUUGGUGGUAAUUAAGCUCUUUAUUUUGGUAUUUUACUGGUAUUUUUAAUCACUGUCUUGUUACAUAUUAUACUCUUUUUAGUGUUUAUAGUUCUGCGCUGCAAUAUGAUUAUCACAUCAUUCAUUAUUAGCAACGCUGCUAUGUGACGCUUAAAAAAUAUAUAAAUAUAUAUAUGUACUAAUUAAAAGAAGAGCACGUCUUCCUCCGCUCCUAAGAAGAACAAGAAGAGAUGCUAUUAAAGAUAAUCGUAUGUAAUUGAGAUAUUUACACGGCUGCCCGAAUCACUCUCGCUGGUGGAAUGAAGGAAAAAUGUGCAAUUCACAACAAUCAAAUCCGUAAACUAAUUUUUAUUCGAGAUACUACAGGGAAAUGGGUAUUAUACACAAAUCUUUUAAAUCAACUCGUUCUCUAUGUUUAUCAACCAACCAACCAACUAACCAAUAUUUUGGUGGGGUUGCAAAAGUGAUAGAAGUAAAAUUGAAAACGUUGUUAAAGGAGCGAGAGGUACAUAUGUUGAUGAUGAGGCGUUAUUUAUUAAUAUGCGAGUGCGUGGUUCGGGUUAUCUAACCCUUUCAUAGUUUUUACGCUGUUGUAUUGCAAGUGAUAGACGACGCAAGCAAAAAGUCUUAACACCACAGAAUUAUUACUCGGGUCGAUCAUGAUUAAUUAUUGUUAAUUAUUAUUCUUCUACCUUGCAUAGUUUGUCGAUGCUGUGCGCGCAUAUGCGCAAAAGCUAAUUACAAUGGUUUGCAAUUCGAGUACGAUAAUUAAUUAUUUGCAUGUUCCAUUAUAAUCGGAUUGUCCGUCCGGUACAAGAAGGUUAUAUAAUUAAGGUUAAAAUUAUAAAUAUGGUUUCCUGCUAUUGUCGUUCUCACCCGAUUCAUGAUAUCCCUGCUUAUCUGCGGCGGCGGCUACUCUCGUCAUUGUCGUCGAACGUCACCGAGUUGGGACGAAGAAGGGGAGAUGAACUUCAAAAUUAUUUGGAAGUGCAAUUUCUGAUAAACUUACAAUUAAGUACAAGACUUAUUAUGUAUUUGUCGCAAACUGAUGCUUGUAAAAGUAAUUGGGUAAAGAAAGAAACAAUAUUUACCUUGGAACUGGUUGUUUUGUGCUUAUAUUCAGAUUUCAGAUCUUCCGAUGGUAAAAUUUUAUGAAAUUUCUGUACACAACUCGAGAUACAAUAUUGAAAUAUAAUUUCACUUGACG
Messenger RNA from Folsomia candida, 4854 nucleotides. RefSeq names its product oxysterol-binding protein 1 (gene Osbp). NCBI's taxonomy places the organism in Eukaryota, Metazoa, Arthropoda, Collembola, Entomobryomorpha, Isotomidae. The record is from RefSeq and is a predicted model, not a curated record. Bases 846 to 3125 code for a protein of 759 amino acids. Gene Ontology annotation, molecular function: sterol binding. The transcript has 17 exons. Gene Ontology annotation, cellular component: cytosol; membrane; intracellular membrane-bounded organelle.